Molecule: messenger RNA, 460 nt
Organism: Ceratosolen solmsi marchali
Lineage: Eukaryota; Metazoa; Arthropoda; Insecta; Hymenoptera; Agaonidae
Product: LETM1 domain-containing protein 1
Exons: 3
Coding region: 77-442 (121 amino acids)
Biological process (GO): intracellular monoatomic cation homeostasis
Cellular component (GO): mitochondrial inner membrane
Molecular function (GO): ribosome binding
Source: RefSeq, a predicted model, not a curated record
UUAUGAUAUUAAGCAAUACUUACGCUUAUAUUGGAAAAUCAGGAAGCAUGGACUAAAUGCGCUUACCCAAAAUGAAAUGCAAUUAAUGUGUAUAAUUUCAAAUGAUCUUACAAAGAUUAUUCCAAUUAUGAGAGAAUUACUUAAGAUACAUGGAAUGAGUAUAUUUCGAUUAAAAAAUAGAUAUCGACUUUUUCAAAGAGGGUUAUUAAUUCACCAUUGGGACAUUGCAAUUAAAAGAGAAGGAGGUGUUACAAAAUUAUCUGAAAAUACAAUUCAAUGGGCUUUGUUAUUCAGAGGUAUCAAUCCAGUAAACAUGUCAAUAAAUAAUAUGCAAAUGUGGUUAAACGAAUGGAUAAAAAUAUCUUCACAGAUUAGUAAAGAAAAUAUCUCUUUACUUCUGCACUGUCCUAUUUUACUAUUUUAUAAUUAUCAAAAAAACUAGGUACAUAUGUACAAUAAU